AACCUAGUAAUUGUCGGUUUUGAGUCUAUCUAUAUGGAGGCUUCGUGAGAAUUCCCAAUUCUCAAAAUCAUAGGCGCAGAGAUAGAUUUUCUUUUUUAUCAAUGGCAAUUCAUCCGAAAUCAGAAGAGAUUGUAAUCCGUAUUCACGAUGAUGAUGAGGAACCACCAAAAUCAAAUAGUAUGGCACCGACGAAUUUCAAACAUGUAGCAGCAAAAUCAAAAGCUAGGGCAGAAGAGAAACCGGCGAUUAAAUUCAAGCAAUUCGAUGUUAUCACCGGGAACCAUAGCAGUGAUCAUCGGUCUAACUUGCUAGCAUUAACACCGUCCCAUUGUCUGAUUAGAAACCCAAAAGCAGAUUGUUAUUAUAUUCCAAGGUAUCAUCAACCGGAGCUUAGCCCAGAGACAAUUUCUUUGAUAAUGAAAGAACGGGAGAUCCUCAAUGAUAACCUUCCUGAUUCAAUCUUUGUCAGGGAUUACCAGAAAAGAAUCGAUCUGCUAAGAGCUCUUAUUAUCGGACCACCAGUUAUCUUUUGCCAACCUAUUGGGGUUACUGGAAGGAAAGGGAGCACUUAACUUUCGACCAAGAGAUAUUUAUGCAAAAUUGUAAAACAAUGUUUGCCACUCUAUAUCACCCACCGAGUCAUUUCCAAGAGUUUGUUGUUCAGCAUUUCGGUGACCAUGCUGAAAGCAUAUUAAAUUCUUGCAUACCUUAUAUCGAUGACAACAUAUCCAAGGUUGAUCAAGGUGUUACUGCCUCGGCACUUUCCACUACCGUCGCAAUUGAGGAAGAAUUAGAAGGGUACAAAAAGUCUAUGAAGGAAAUCUAUGUGAAGCUCGUUAAGGAGUUCAUAAAGAAUGGGUCGCCGAAGUCGUUGAAGACGGACUACGAUGUUGGAGGUAUUGUAUCUGAUGUCAUCAGCGAUGAGAAGAAGAGAAAAGUAGAUGAGAUGAAAAGCUAUUGUUUUGACCUGCUGUACUGGUCUGUUGGUAUACCGGUAGUUUUAAUGUUGGUGAUAUUUGGUGCGCUGUAUGUUUUUUCCCCACACUAGAGAACACAAUAACUUCAUGCAGGUUGGCUUAGCGAAUUCCACCCAUGUGGUGCUUUAGUAUGAGAGUUGCAGUUGCAGGUUGCUCUCAUGCCGAUGCUAUGAAUUUCUUUUUCUACUUGCGCGAUAUCAUUUCAAUAAUUCGCGUCAUAAGUUUUGCUUAAAUAGCUUGAUCUUUCUUUUUCCUUUUUGAAGCAAGAUAUUAUUUAAUGUCAAAGUAAGCAAUAAAUUCAAUAUUCUACCGCA
Molecule: messenger RNA, 1291 nt
Organism: Papaver somniferum (opium poppy)
Lineage: Eukaryota; Viridiplantae; Streptophyta; Magnoliopsida; Ranunculales; Papaveraceae
Exons: 2
Coding region: 102-572 (156 amino acids)
Molecular function (GO): ubiquitin conjugating enzyme activity
Source: RefSeq, a predicted model, not a curated record